Trichomonas vaginalis G3 is the source of this 180-nucleotide messenger RNA. Its product is annotated as high mobility group box domain domain-containing protein. The transcript has a single exon. The record is from RefSeq and is a predicted model, not a curated record. Gene Ontology annotation, molecular function: DNA binding, bending. NCBI's taxonomy places the organism in Eukaryota, Parabasalia, Trichomonadida, Trichomonadidae. The coding region runs from base 1 to 180 and encodes 59 amino acids.
AUGAAAAGCCCUUACAUCAUCUUCAGUAUAGAGAAAAGGAAAGAAAUCAAAGAGAAGAAUCCAAAGGCAAGCUUCGGAAAAAUCGCAAAGAUCAUAGGAAAGAUGUGGAAAGAAUUAAGUGAAGAAGAAAAAAACGUUUGGAUUGAAAAGGCUAAAGCCCAAACUGAAGAGGCAAACUAG